GUUGACCUGAGGAGGGGCACCUUAUGCAGAUUUCACCUGGGGCACCAAAAGUGCUAGGGCCGGCCCUGCAUACACACCUCUAGCCGCCCCACCUUCUCUUGGGAUGAUAAAUAGCGGCCCACUCCACUACAGAUUCACCUCAACAUCUCAUCGCAACAUCUACAUCUACCUUCACAGAAUCAUGGAUUACAUAGCCACCAACCAUGAGCUUCGUAAUGGGGACUUCCUCCUGAGUAAAGAUGGGAACUUCAAAGCAAUCUUUCAGGACGACGGCAAUUUUGUCAUCUACAAGUGGUCUCCAUGCUGGCAUACCAACACGGCUACCAAUGGGGGAAUCAGAGUUCUGCUGCAAGAGGACAACAACCUGGUUAUGUAUACCAAGGAGAAGAAACCCGUGUGGUCGUCUAAAAGUUAUAAUGACACGCCCUCCAGCAAGAUGCGUCUGACCCUGACAAACGAAGGUCACCUGGUCCUUGACCAGGAUGCUCAGACCGUCUGGAGCUCUGAGAAAUCUGAAGGUUGUAAACAGUAAAGAGAUGUUGUACAAGAAAGAUCUCUUUGAUUGAGAACUGAUCUCUGUGUUUGAGAACUGAUCUCUGUGAUUGAGCACCCAGCUCAGUUCAUCAUGUUCAGUUUCUGGAUGACAAUAAAAAUUCAAAAAUUUA
Messenger RNA from Gadus morhua (Atlantic cod), 665 nucleotides. RefSeq names its product comitin. NCBI's taxonomy places the organism in Eukaryota, Metazoa, Chordata, Actinopteri, Gadiformes, Gadidae. The transcript is spliced from 3 exons. The coding region runs from base 104 to 532 and encodes 142 amino acids. The record is from RefSeq and is a predicted model, not a curated record.